Molecule: messenger RNA, 2596 nt
Organism: Amblyraja radiata (thorny skate)
Lineage: Eukaryota; Metazoa; Chordata; Chondrichthyes; Rajiformes; Rajidae
Gene: marveld3
Product: MARVEL domain containing 3
Exons: 4
Coding region: 343-1521 (392 amino acids)
Cellular component (GO): membrane
Source: RefSeq, a predicted model, not a curated record
ACAUCGGGCGAGUUUCGGUCAGGUGCUGUGGUGUCAGAUUUCCAAAUAUUUGGUGUGGUCCCCACAUUUUUAGAAGACGAUCAACUAACAGCACAACCUCGGAUAGCUCCAAAAAUAAAAUCUGGCGGCUGAGAAGAGGUUUCCUUUGGGACGUGGAUUGGGUCCGCUUCUGCCGUUCGUGGACAGAUACCGUAUGCUGUAACCAGACCGCACUUUCUGAAGAAACUUCGCCUAUUCCUUCGCCCCAUAGAUGCUGCCUCACCCGCUGAGUUACUCCAGCCUUUUUUGUCUACCUUGCACUAAAUCUUAGGCAAUGGCCCAGUCAACAAACUACAAAGAAACAUGGCUGACAAAAAGUUAAGUGAACAAGAUAAUCCUAAGAAGGAACACCACCGUGAUCAUCGACGCCCAAACAAUCAUUCCCAGCCUCGCAAAAAUCACGGGGACGGCAGCAGAAACAGCGGAGGAAGAGAUUACUCCAGACAACAUAGGGAUCCAGAAAGAGAUGCAAGGAGAGAAUUAUCAGACGAGAAAAGAUCUCGAAUCAGAGAUGUCCACAAUCGUGGACCUCCCACAAGGGAGGAGCAGCACCAAAUGGAGGAGAGGGAAAAUCAUAAAAGGGAGCAUCGAGACCAUCACUACAAACAUGAAAUAAAACAUCAUUCACGAACACAUGAAAAUGUUUCACGUAGUAACCAGCUGCCAAAUUACAAAAAUGAAAAAGAAAUUAAUUCUCCAGAUGAUGGUCAAGUUACCUACAGACAUAAAAAUUAUGCUGAAGAGGUAUCGCCUGAAUAUGUAGGAACCGAAGAUAAAAGAUCCGAGAUGCAUUACUUCACUGAAGAUUCAGAAGAAAUUUUAAACUGUUACAGGUUUCGGUACUUCUGCACAAAUCGAGGUCUCUGUCAGUUGGUGGAGGUGUUGCUGAAUCUCUUGAUUCUGGUGUGUGGGGGUAUCUCCUACAGUGGUACCGGUGGCUACACAGAUCUCUCCAGCCUAGGAAGUCUAUACUACUACACAUUUGGAUCAGCUUAUAGUGGAUUUCAAGGAGCAGAAGCUGAAAAAGUAAAAGAAUUAGAUAUUGCGUUCUAUCAGUUAAAGCUGCCUGUAGUCUCCGCCACGAUGGCAUACAGUGGGGCCUUGAUGUCUCUGGCAUGCCUUCUGCUGUUAUUAGGCCUCGCUCGGGUACCCUGGAGAUGUCCAUUCUUGAUGGUUGGUGAAUGUGCCCUGGAUAUAGCAAUAGCACUUGGCUACAUACCUGCUGUCUUUUUUUAUUUUCAACACCUGAUUGAGGGCUACAAUUCAGAAGUGUGUAAAGAGAGGGAGAGCAUGUACAAAAGUAAAGGCUACAAGGGGUUUAACUGUAGUCUGCAUGGUGCUGACAUUGCUGGUGGUCUGUUUGGCUGCCUAGCUGUCAUUGUAUAUUUGCUAAAUGCAGUAGCAGCAAUAUUGGCAUUUAAAAAGGUUAGAAGAUUAAAGAGAUCCAAAGAAGAAGAUAAUGCGAACGGGAUUGAUGUUUAAGGGUUCAAUCCUAACCCUACUGCACAUAGGUUUUUUCAUAACAAUGAAGGAAAUCACAGAAGCUAAACAGAAGCGAUAAAAUUGGUUACAUUUUGUCUUACGUGGAUAAAUAGUCACAUUUUCCUUCCAAAAGGAAAUAUAAUGUGACUGUCUUCUUUCUUUAUAUCAGGAGAUGGCAUUGGUAGAUAUUAACAUAAAGGGAAAUAGUAAUACCAUCAUCUGAACUUUCUACAGCUAUUUGUUCAAUAAUUGAGCACACUUUAAAUAUUGUGUUAAAAACUAAUGGUUAAAGACAGAAAUACACAAACCCAACAUCCUUUUAUUUGUUUCCUAAUAAUUGCAGUUAGAUGAUCUAUAGAUAUGUCAUUAUGUUUUUACCACAGAUUAUCUGCACCAUAUCUUUGAUUAACCAGUGGAAAAGCAAGAUGGAUCUUUUAUUUCUUAAGUAGGGGAGGGUAGAUGGAUGCCUGGAGGGGUUUUGUACAUUUUCUAUUCAUUGCUAGAACUUGUGCUUAAAUGUAUUAUUGAACAGUAGGUAAUUGUAAAAUCAAUGGUCAUUUAAUUGAUAGUGGAUAUAUUACAAGUGCCAGCCUAUAAUUAAUUAUCAUUUAGCAUUAGACCAUUACAUCAAAACAUAUUUGGUGAGAGAAAUGGAAAUAUUUUCUCACUGGUUCUGAAAUUGAAGAUUGUUUAAAGAUAAAUCAUUUCAUCUCGAAGUACAUAAUGCUAGUCCAACAAAACCGAAAUGUGCAUUCCAUUUGGUCUCUUCACUUAAGAGUUUAAAAUAUCUCAACCACAAGGUAAUUAUACAUUGGUGUUAAUCAUGAAUACAUGAUCACAAAAGAUACAUGAUUAAAGAUUUGUUCGGCUUUAUUCCACAUAAUUUAGUCAUUGAAUUUCUAACUGUGGGUUAAUUACAAUUUAAAUAAAUUUAGCUAAACCCAUAUCCUUAACCCAUAACCCAUGAUUGCAUUUUACAUUAUAGAUAGCAUUUGGAGUAUUGUGAGCAGUUUAGGCCCCAUAUCUGAGGAAGGAUGUGCUGGCAUUGAAGAGGGUCCAGAGGAGGUUUACUAGA